CCAACCCCAUAACGAAAGCCGUUUUCGAGCCGUCUGAAUAUUGUACAUAGCUAGCAUAGAACAAAAUAAAUAAAUAGCCCCUGCUAAAGCUGCUCUCUGUUCUUUAGCACAAAACCCUCAGAAUUCUUCAGGACCCUGUUUCACUGAGCACAACACAGAUUCUUUCUUUCUCUAUUGAGAUCUCUCUCCCAUAUAAACCCCACCACAUGCUUCCAUAAACCCCACAACAUCUCUCUUUUCACUUCAUUAAACAUUACUAGCAAAAAAUUCUCUGUCCUUCUUCUUCUCACUUCUCAACAACAAAACAGUGCAGAAAAAAAUGCCUUCUGAUGUGAGUGAACGAAGAGCUUCCAAACAACAGCAAGGAGGUGCACCGGCUCCAGAGCCGGAGCAUCUUCCUUGCCCACGUUGCGAUUCCACCAACACAAAAUUCUGUUACUACAACAACUAUAAUUUCUCUCAGCCACGUCACUUUUGCAAAUCGUGCCGCCGUUAUUGGACGCACGGCGGCACUCUUCGUGAUAUCCCCAUUGGUGGAGGCAGUCGCAAAAAUGCGAAACGGUCCCGUACAAUCACCACUAACUCCACUAACAGUAGCUGCUUGUCAUCCACGCUCUCUCCUAGAGAAUACCAUCACGCGCCUAACCUGUCACACGUUUCUCCCUUUUUGGUUCCUCUAACUGCCGAUCAUGGCGGUUCACUACCCUUUGACGUGAAGCCGGGUGUGAACAUGUGUGGGAGUUUCACUUCGUUGUUGAGUAGUGCUCAAGGGCCUGGUGGGCUUUUAGCACUUGGUGGAUUUGGGCUUGGAGUUGGGUCUGGUAUUGAAGAUAUGGGCUUUGGUCUUGGUAGGCCCAUUUGGCCAUUUCCUGGAGUCUCACAUAGCAGUGUUGAUAAUCAUAACAGUAAUGGUCCUGGAAGUAGUAUGUUGGAAAGCACGUGGCAGCUUGCUAGUGGUGGAGAGGGAGGCUUCGUUGGAGCUGGAGGAGAAAUUUUUAAUUUCCCAGAUCUUGCUAUUUCUACGCAUGGAAAUGGUAUGAAAUGAUUACUUUUAGGGGAAUUAGGAAUUGGAUUUUGUAACUUUUAGGGGUACUCGUGUCUUUUUUUCUUUUUUUUAGAGUUUAUAUGAUCUUAGCUAUAUCAAAGUAAAUGCCAAAUCCCAGAAAAAACAAAAUUUUUUGUAUAUUUUUGGUUUUCCUUUGCACCUUCUUGGCCUCUGGAGUGUUGGUCUUAGAAUUUAGGACUGCAGUUCCUUCGAUUAUCAGUUGUAAUUUGAUGGAGAAAGACUAUGAAAUUGUUGUAUUUUGUUUGUUGCUACAAAAA
This is a messenger RNA of Solanum dulcamara, 1323 nucleotides long. Its product is annotated as dof zinc finger protein DOF3.4. The record is from RefSeq and is a predicted model, not a curated record. The coding region runs from base 320 to 1045 and encodes 241 amino acids. Gene Ontology annotation, biological process: regulation of DNA-templated transcription. Gene Ontology annotation, molecular function: DNA binding; DNA-binding transcription factor activity. NCBI's taxonomy places the organism in Eukaryota, Viridiplantae, Streptophyta, Magnoliopsida, Solanales, Solanaceae. The transcript has a single exon.